Messenger RNA from Bombina bombina (fire-bellied toad), 2586 nucleotides. RefSeq names its product coiled-coil domain containing 127 (gene CCDC127). The transcript has 3 exons. The record is from RefSeq and is a predicted model, not a curated record. Bases 187 to 966 code for a protein of 259 amino acids. Lineage: Eukaryota; Metazoa; Chordata; Amphibia; Anura; Bombinatoridae.
CUGCAAGGCCUGUAUUGAAUAAAAACAUUAUUAUGGUUUAUAUAGACCCAAAGAGGCGGGGCUUUAUGGCGCUUCCUUAGUGCCCAAGCAGUACUGCUUCGGAUUAGAGGGAAGGGAAGAUCUUAAAGUGGGUGUGGCCUGAGCGGCAGGUUAUGUGUGGUGAGCGACCUGAGCGGCUGAAGCCUAAUGAAUGAUUUAAAUGAUCCACCACAGUGGAACAUACCACCUAAUGAAGGUGAAGGGAGCAAAUGGAAUUACGCCUUACUGGUCCCUAUGCUUGGACUUGCCGCAUUUCGGUGGAUCUGGUCGAAAGAGUCAGAGAAAGAAAUUGUUAGAGUUAAAACAGAAUAUUACAAUAAAGUAGACAAUAUACAAAGAAACCUUGAAGUAAAAUAUCGUGACAUCAUUGUUGAAAACCGUCGUGCAGUUGCUCAAUUGGAAAUUGAACUUGAGAAAGAACAGAACAGGACUCUCAGCUACCGCAGAGCCCUAAUUUCCCAGAGUCAGAAGCUGGUGGAGGAAAGGAAACUCUUAGAUCGUGAUCGAAAUGAGCUAAUGGAGCAAAAAAGGGCCGUACAGCAGUCUGGGGCAGCAGGAGUCUUGUACAAGAGCUGUCUGGAGAAGGAAGAAGAAUGGAAGAAGAAAGCUGAAAUUGUGCUGAAAGAAUUUGAAGAGGCCCUCAAGGAAAGGCAGAACAUAUAUUGUAGCUUGAUAGCACCUAGAAAAAAUAGGCUAGAAAUUGAAAAAAAUCUGCUAGUGAAAGCAGCAACCAACCCAAUAGCAAUUGAAUUACAAAUGGAGGCUGACUUGGUUGAUAUUUUUAAGCAUGAUACUCACUGUGCUGUUUUGACAAAUACCAACAAGCACCAAAAUGGCAGGUUAAUGUGGCUUUAUCUAAAAUAUUGGAAACAAACCGUGGACAUCAAAAAGUUCAAGAAAGUAGAAGAAGCUAUUGUAGGCAAAUAAAAUAUAUAUACAGUAUAUAUUAUUUUUUCAGAACGGUACACAGUGAUAUAACUAUAUUUGAGGGUCUGUGCUAUUCUAUAUCAAUAUUAAAAUGUAAAUAUAGCUGGUUGUUUAAAGGAAUAGUCAAGUCAAAAUUAAACUUUCAUGAUUCACAUAGAGCAUGCAAUUUUAACCAACUUUCUAAUUUACUCCUAUUAUACAUUUUUCUUCGUUCUCUUUAUUUUAAUGUAAUCUUAGGAGCCAGACCAUUUUUUGUUCAGCGCCUGGGUAGCGCUUGCAUAUUGGUGGCUACAUUGAGACACCAAUCAGAAAGUGCUACCCAGGUUCUGAACCAAAAAUGGGCUGGCUCCUAUGCUUACAUUCUUGCUUUUUCAAAUAACAAUACUGAGGGGCGGAAUUAUCAAGCUCCGAAUGGAGCUUGAUACUGAAACAGCAGUUAUGAAGCAGUGGUCUAAAGACUGCUGCUCCAUAACUGGUCCACCUGCUCUGAGGCUGCGGACAUCAAUCUGCCCGAUCCUAUACGAUCAGGCAGAUUGACACCCCUUGCUAGCGACCGAUUGGCCGCAAAUCUGCAGGGGGCAGCAUUGCACAGGAAGUUCACCAGAACUACUUGUGCAAUGAUAAAUGUCGACAGUGUAUGCUACAUUGUAUAAUGUCCGCUAGCACUUUCAUAAAUCGUCCCACAAGAGAACGAAAAAAAAUUGAUAACAGGAGUAAAUCAUAAAGUUGCUUAAUAUUGCCUUUUCUAUCUGAAUCAUGACAGUUUUUAAGUUUGACUAGACCAGGGGUGUCCAAACUUUGCUCUCCAGAGGUUUUGGAACUACAUUUCCGAUGAUGCUCAGCCAGCAUUUUAUCUAGCUGAGCACCAUGGGAAAUGUAGUUCCAAAACCUCUGGAGAGCAAAGUUUGGACACCCCUGGACUAGACUAUUCCUUUAACUUCAUAUAUUUUGAGUUUUGCGGCGUCACCUUCUUUUUUGUCCUGAAAUCUUCUGUUCAGAUUUUCCACAUUUGUUAGCUUUUUUAUGUUAGUGACCAAUGAUAAAUUCUUAUUUUGUCAAGUAUUGAAUGUAUUUUUAGCUUCGAGAUGUAUAUUUUACAGUGAAUUCAAUACAAUGGUGUUUAACUGACAUGGGUGAAAGUUUUUUUUUUUUACUUCUAUUAAAUUGAUUUCCAAGCCUCCUUAAGAGUCUACUUAAAGUGAACUAUUAGCUAAACCACUAAGGUAAAAAUUAUGGCUGAUAUCAAAAUUUCUUAUAACACUAAAUCCUGUUCCAAUAGGGAAAAAAAAAGCUAUGAGAUUGCGGUGUCCAAUCUGACUCUAUCAAUGUGAAAAAGUGUCAUAAAAGAAACAUGAAAUAUGGAGUCCAAUUUGACUAUAUCAAUAUGAAAAAGUGUCAUAUAGUGAGAAGAAAAAGAAAAAAAGGGGAAAGUCCCUGUUUUGUCUCUCCCUCUAUCCAUAACGUUGUUCUGUCAUUUCACUUUAUCUUGUUCUUGAUGAUAGUAGUUAUAAUAGUAUUAAUAGACAUUUAUCAAUACACCAUCCAGUUCCCCCAAGAUUAUUCUUCCUUUAUGUACUAUUGUUCUUAAAUGUUUUAAUAAAAAAGCCUUGGCUCUCCAUA